Megalobrama amblycephala (Wuchang bream) is the source of this 2781-nucleotide messenger RNA. RefSeq names its product somatostatin receptor type 3. NCBI's taxonomy places the organism in Eukaryota, Metazoa, Chordata, Actinopteri, Cypriniformes, Xenocyprididae. Gene Ontology annotation, biological process: G protein-coupled receptor signaling pathway. The record is from RefSeq and is a predicted model, not a curated record. Gene Ontology annotation, molecular function: G protein-coupled receptor activity. The transcript is spliced from 3 exons. Bases 342 to 1406 code for a protein of 354 amino acids. Gene Ontology annotation, cellular component: membrane.
AUAGAGGGUAUGCACGUGACGUCACCGUCGACCGUUAGGACUGCGGUUACGCACGCUGAGUGGCAAAAAACUGAGCAGCAGCAUUGGUUUUUAGCGUGAAUGUCACGAAAAACACACAAAACACAUUCAAAACGGGAAAGAGCUUUGCGGCUGACAAAUAGAUUUGACACAAACCCCGAGGUAUAUUAAAAACUAGAGAAAGCAACAGAAAAAGAAGCAAAUGGAUCACUGCAAGUCACAGAAACAUCUGGACUCCAGGCAAAGAAUCAUGGAUUUGCAGUUAUCAUUUUGUGUCGAAUUGUUGGAUUUUGAGAGACUGGCUGAUUUCUACACAAUCCAUCAUGCCUGCCAUUGUGAACCUGCUCUUCAACACGGUCUCCACCAACACCACCAUCUCCUUUUCUCUGGUGCUGCCUCUGGUCAGCAUCCUCUCCCUGCUGGUGGGGGUCGGAGGUCAUCUGCUCAUGUGGUUGGUGUUGAUGCGUAACCCACGGCGACGUUCAAAGCCCAGCUCUGUCCUCCUGUUAAACCUGAGCUUUGCUGAUCUGUGCGCUCUACUCACCCUGCCCUGUGUGCUACUGAGCGCCAGCUCUCAGAACUGGCAGCUGGGAGGAGGUGUUUGUGUGUUGUUGAGCUUCAUGACUUCCCUGACCGCUGGAGUGGACAUCUUCAGCCUGGCUGCCCUCUCUGUGCUCCGUUAUCGAAUAGUGGCUCCCUCGACACGGCCCCCCGCCACUCCAGCGCAGGUAGCUGGCACUGUUGCCGUUAUCUGGCUGGUUUCCAUCGCCAUGGCCCUACCUAAAGUAACAUACAUCCAGUUCGACAGCGGCUGCACGUGGUCGGUGGGCCGAGGUCACUGGCUGGGCUUCCUCGUUCCAGCAUUCCUGGUGUAUUACGUGGCUCCUCUACUCUGCAUCGCCCUGCAUUGCGGGCUCAUCAUCACACACCUGUACCGCUGUCGGGGCACCCUAGCCGCGGACCACCGCAAUAAAAAAGCCACCGCCCUUCUCAUCGGCUCCACGCUGGUGUUCGCCAUCAGCUGGCUGCCUUAUUACGUGCUGGAGUUUGUCAAUGUUUUAUCACCCUCCCUUAAUUCGGUCAGCUCGCCCGCAAGCCCAGCCCCCAGCUCCGCCACCCCGUCAUCAAGUACGGAGGUGUCUCUGCUGUGGGAGGUGACCUCACUGUCUGCCAUUCUCCUGAUCUGUCUGGCACCUUGCUGGAACCCGCCACUUUACUUCCUGCUAUCCAAGCCAGCUUUGAGGCAACUGAGAGGGCUGCUACGCAUCAUGCACCAACACUGGAGAGCUGCUACCCUCCUACAGCACAUAGUGCCAAAACACGCUCCCACUCAACCCCACUCUCAGCCCGGGUCUCAACACAUACUACCAGCAGCGCAAGCACAAUGAGAAAACGCACCCUCAGAAUGACAUGGUAAGGUACAGCACAUACCUGGAACACAGCAAAGCACACCCACACGCAACUACACACACGCCACACACACAAUGACAGGUGUUUUCUGCCAGAGCAUCCUCAUCCCUCUCAUGCUGGCGGAGAUUGUGAGUUGCUUAGUAACACUACAGAGAGGAACAGAAACAUAAGACCACGGACCUCUGCAUUUAUGGCUCAGCAUCACAUUUUACAAUGUUCCAGCAUGCCAGCUGCUCUCUUUCCCUCUCUCAAAAUCUCACGCUAGAAACGUAUCACGGCAGAUUUUCAUCACCACACAUUAGCAUGUUCUCGAUGACAUAUGUGUUCUUUUUUAAUUCGCUUGUUUCUGAUCAGAAUAGAUUAGAUUUGUGUGGGCUGGUACUGUAUAUCAGAUAGAUCGCCUAUAAAGGCUAAAUGUAGUGCGUUUGAGUCUCGCUCGCUGAUCAUUGGUGUUAUGAAUCAUCAAUAUGUGCUGUAAUGAGCUUUUUGACAGUCACACAAAAAAAGCUUUGUGUGAAAUGCAGUGCACUGUGAUAUAGGAAAUGGGAAAAGUUUAUAAAUAUGUUUCCCAUUAAUGACAGAGGCACGGCUGAGAGAACGCAGUGGCUCUCAGAACUGUGUCACCUGCGGAUGAGUCAUCCUACUUCACAAGAUUUUUCAUUCUCUGCUAAUAUUGUAGCCAAUGUAAUAAAAUGUGGAUCUGAAUUGAUCCUGCACUUUUUCUUCUCCAAUUUCCAUUGCCCAUGCUCCUCCCUUCAAAUCGGUUCAUCUCUUUUGCCUGAUCUGAACUGAGAGGAAGGAUAGAAGAAAAGGAUACAGCAUAAAGAGUUGAAAACCAUUGUAUUAGCAUGGUACGAAAACCACGAUAUUGAGUACAUUGACAUGUAAAUCAUAGUAUUAGACAGUGUUGUUACCAUUAACCAAAACUAAACUAUUGUUUUGGUGAUUGAAAUAAGGCUGCAAUACGUAUAAAACAGUUAAGAAAUGUUACUUUGGAAACUAAGUGAAAUAAAUGCAAAUUUCUGUCAUGAAACUCUAGAUGGUGCAGGCUAAUAGGUCCUUUAACUCAACCUGCUCAUAAUCAUAUCAUUAUCUAUAGGGCACAGCUGAUUGGUUCCUGCUUUUUCAGUAGCCAAUGAGCUUGCGUGCUCAAACUUCAAAUACAUGUGUAGCAUUUGCCUUAGCAGUGCAGCACACUUUCAGAAAACCCUCCACCUUCCCCAGCUCCACCUGUAUAGAUCUGCUACGUGUUAUUCAUGUACGCUAUAUUGUACAGCAGCAGCAUGUCUUACUUGCUCACAGCAGUGUUUUGUGUAUGUACUGUCUGAUGUUCAUUGUCUAUGUGUCAGUAAA